This is a messenger RNA of Saccharomyces kudriavzevii IFO 1802, 3090 nucleotides long. RefSeq names its product glycine decarboxylase subunit P (gene GCV2). The coding region runs from base 1 to 3090 and encodes 1029 amino acids. The transcript has a single exon. Gene Ontology annotation, biological process: glycine decarboxylation via glycine cleavage system. Gene Ontology annotation, molecular function: glycine dehydrogenase (decarboxylating) activity; pyridoxal phosphate binding; glycine binding. Lineage: Eukaryota; Fungi; Ascomycota; Saccharomycetes; Saccharomycetales; Saccharomycetaceae. Gene Ontology annotation, cellular component: mitochondrion; glycine cleavage complex. The record is from RefSeq and is a predicted model, not a curated record.
AUGUUUAGGACGAGAGUGGGCGCUAUCUUCAGGUCAGGCGCCAAUUACGUUUCUCAGGCUAGAUCCAGAUCACUCCAUUCUCAGUCAAUUUUACUCAAAGCAGCCGUUGCUGACAUAUCAUCUUCGCAAUAUACGAAGAUUUACAAUCCUGAUUUGAAGAAUAUUGAGAGACCGCUAGAUACAUUUCCCAGACGUCAUUUAGGUCCUUCUCCAAACGAUGUUAAAAAAAUGUUAAAAACAAUGCAUUACACCGAUUUAAACACAUUUGUAGAAGAGCUUGUUCCGCCUAAUAUUUUGAAAAGAAGACCCUUGAAUCUAGAAGCUCCUAGUAAAGGAUUCUGUGAACAGGAAAUGAUUCAACAUUUGGAGAAAAUUGCGAAUAAAAACCGCUAUAAAGUUAGAAACUUCAUCGGUAAGGGUUACUACGGUACGAUUUUACCGCCAGUUAUCCAAAGAAACCUAUUAGAAAGCCCAGAAUGGUAUACUUCCUACACUCCGUAUCAACCUGAAAUUUCUCAGGGUAGAUUGGAAGCAUUAUUAAACUUCCAAACGGUUGUUUCAGAUUUGACUGGUUUGCCCGUGGCAAACGCCUCAUUGUUAGAUGAGGGUACAGCCGCUGGUGAAGCCAUGCUAUUGUCGUUCAAUGUUUCCAGGAAGAAAAAAUUUAAGUACGUGAUAGAUAAGAAAUUGCAUCAGCAAACUAAGAGCGUUAUCCGCACCAGGGCAAUGCCAUUCAAUAUUGAAAUUGUGGAGGUUGAUUGUUCAGAUAUCGAGGACGCUGUGAAUGUUUUAAAAAACCCCGAUGUAUCUGGUUGCUUAGUUCAAUAUCCAGCAACAGAUGGUUCAAUUUUAGCACCCGAUGCGAUGAAGCAACUUUCUGAAGCGUUGCAUUCUCAUAAGUCUUUGCUGUCAGUUGCUUCAGAUUUAAUGGCUUUGACACUACUGAAACCACCCGCUGAUUACGGUGCUGACAUUGUCUUGGGGUCUUCUCAAAGAUUUGGCGUCCCAAUGGGUUAUGGUGGUCCUCACGCUGCUUUUUUCGCCGUUAUAAAUAAAUUGAAUAGAAAGAUUCCUGGUAGAAUUGUCGGUAUAUCUAAGGACCGCUUAGGUAACACAGCAUUGCGUUUAGCCCUACAAACUAGAGAGCAACACAUUAAGCGCGACAAGGCAACUUCAAACAUUUGUACUGCGCAAGCUCUUUUGGCCAAUGUCGCCUCCAGUUACUGCGUUUAUCAUGGUCCCAGGGGUUUGCAGAAUAUUUCCGAGAGGAUAUUCAGCUUAACAUCGAUAUUAGCGAACGCCAUUAAAGAUGGUAGCUGUCCCCAUCAAUUAAUCAACCAAACCUGGUUUGAUACUUUGACCAUAAAAUUGGGCAAUGGUGUAAAUUCUCAACAAAUAUUGGACAGAGCUUUGAAUGAGUUUGAUAUUAAUUUAUUUGCAGUCGAUGCGGCCACUGUCUCUUUGGCUCUUGAUGAAACAACUACUAAAAGCGAUGUUGAAAAUUUAAUUAAAGUGUUUGAUAUUAAAAAUUCCACAGAGUAUCUCUCAAAGGAUUAUUCUAACAGUUUUCCUACAGAAUUUCGGCGUACUGAUGAAAUAUUGAAGAGUGAAGUCUUCCACAAACACCAUAGCGAAACUGCAAUGUUGAGAUAUCUACAUAGAUUACAAUCUCGCGAUUUAUCUCUUGCUAAUUCUAUGAUCCCAUUAGGUUCCUGUACUAUGAAGUUGAACAGUACAGUUGAAAUGAUGCCCAUCACAUGGCCACAAUUUGCCAAUAUUCAUCCCUUCCAACCGUUAAAUCAAGUCCAGGGGUACAAAGAACUCAUUAGUUCUUUGGAGAAAGAUUUAUGCAGCAUUACAGGUUACGAUGGUAUUUCUCUACAGCCAAAUUCAGGUGCUCAAGGUGAAUACACUGGUUUGAGAGUAAUUAGAUCGUAUUUGGAAAGUAAGGGUGAAAGUCACCGUAACAUUUGUUUGAUCCCCGUAUCUGCACAUGGUACAAAUCCGGCUUCUGCUGCCAUGGCAGGUUUGAAAGUUGUUCCAGUCAACUGUUUACAAAAUGGUUCUCUGGAUUUAAUUGAUUUAAAGAAUAAGGCUGAAAAGCAUUCCAACGAAUUAGCCGCUGUAAUGAUCACUUAUCCUUCCACCUACGGUUUAUUCGAACCAAGUAUUCAAGAUGCUAUUGACACGGUGCAUUCGUUUGGUGGGCAAGUCUAUUUGGAUGGUGCUAACAUGAAUGCUCAAGUCGGGCUAACUUCACCAGGUGAUCUUGGCGCAGAUGUCUGCCACUUGAAUUUACAUAAGACAUUUUCCAUCCCUCAUGGUGGAGGUGGUCCAGCUGGUGCCCCUAUCUGCGUAGCAUCACAUUUGAUACCUCAUUUACCAAGGCAUGAUGUCGUCGAUAUGGUCACUGGAGUUGGUAGUGAGAAAUCUAUCGAUUCAGUCUCCUCUGCCCCAUAUGGUAACGCUUUGGUGUUACCAAUAUCUUAUGCUUACAUUAAAAUGAUGGGUAAUGAAGCUUUACCAUUUUCUAGUGUAAUAGCGAUGCUAAACUCGAAUUAUAUGAUGACAAGGUUAAGAGAUCAUUAUAAAAUUCUCUUUGUUAAUGAAUUGAGCACAUUGAAGCAUUGUGCUCAUGAGUUCAUAAUCGAUCUAAGAGAAUAUAAAGCUAAGGGUGUCGAAGCCAUUGACGUAGCCAAGAGAUUGCAAGACUACGGAUUCCAUGCUCCAACUUUAGCCUUCCCUGUUCCAGGGACUUUGAUGGUGGAACCAACAGAAUCAGAAAACUUGGAAGAAUUGGAUAGAUUCUGUGAUGCUAUGAUAUCUAUUAAAGGAGAAAUUAAUGCCUUGAUAUGUGAUCAACCAAAGGGGCAAAUUUUGAAAAAUGCCCCUCAUUCAUUGGAAGACUUCAUCACUUCCUCCGAUUGGGAUACCAGAGGCUAUACCCGUGAAGAAGCGGCUUAUCCCUUGCCCUUUUUGAAAUACAAUAAAUUUUGGCCUACCGUUGCUAGAUUGGAUGAUACUUACGGUGAUAUGAAUUUGAUCUGUACAUGUCCCUCCGUAGAAGAAGUCGCGAGCGAAGUUGAUUGA